AGCCUCCCUGAACACAACAACUGCCUUCUACAUGCUCGCAUUACCCUGUAUCUAUUUAGUUCAAUAGAAACUUCGAACGCGGGUCGACAUUUUUGUUGUUGAAAAAACAGUCGUCGUUAACGAAAAUAUUUGCGGAAAAUAUCGAAGUCGGUGUACAUCGACUGUAUUUGGAGCUGAUAUCGCCUCUGGUGGUGAUUUCGGAAAAAUUGUCUGAUUUGGGUGUCGUCCUCCUGCCGAGUUUCAACUUUACCGCCAUAAUUGAGGAGUUGAUGCAAGAAACUAAGCCAUACGUGCCGCAUUUGGAGUGUCCCUGUGUUAACAGCCCCCCGUCGUACGACAGAAGCAUGUUUCUCACAGCUACAGAGUCUUCGUAUAGCGGGUUCAUGCGAGAAAGGAGCUGCGCGUGGAUAACCCCCCAACACCUCCCCACAAAGGUUACUCUCCCCCGCUUCCCGCCAUGCCGAAACCCGCCGUGGACACGCAUGCGCACAUGCGACCAGUUGUAGAUCCUUACCAACUCUUCGGAGCAGCCAGUAGCCGCCUUGCAAACACAGGUAGCGGACAAAUUCAACUUUGGCAAUUUCUACUAGAAUUAUUAUCAGACAGCAGUAACGCCAAUUGCAUCACGUGGGAAGGAACGAAUGGAGAAUUCAAACUCACAGACCCGGAUGAAGUUGCACGACGAUGGGGAGAACGUAAAAGUAAACCAAACAUGAAUUACGACAAACUGAGCCGAGCUUUACGGUAUUACUAUGACAAGAACAUUAUGACCAAAGUACACGGAAAGCGAUAUGCCUAUAAAUUCGACUUUGCUGGACUGGCUCAACAAGUACAGAUGCAGUCAGAAGCUAACACAUAUAAAUACCAACCAGAUCUAUCAUAUAUUUCGGGGUAUGGACAUGGACAUAAAUUCAAUUUCAUGCCCACUGGCAUGCCGUCGUCGUCUACGUCUUUUUUCGCCCCACCAAACUCAUAUUGGUCAUCGCCGACAGCGGGCAACAUCUACCAAACCAGUCACGUGACGCAUCAUCCACCCAAUCAUGUAUCGUCUAGACUCAGUCCGUACUACAGUUAAGGAGACAAUUGACAAACAAACAAACCAGGGGAAUAACAAUUGAAAUCACUUUCUCAGGUGAAUCGGAGUGACGUCACUUCCCUUCCAGUCUGCAAUAUAUUAUUUUACUGUCAAGAACGUUUUGACUGCAAGUACAUUUUUAAAACGUGCAAUAUUUUAAUUAGCAUAUUAGAUCGUUUUAUUGAGUGAGAAAUAUUUAUUUUGUAGAUGGCGUCUUAUUCUGGUGUCAUAUUUGUCACCGAGGUCAAACUGUGAGGUCAACAUAUUGAGAUUAGGUUUCUCGAGAAUAUGUUCGACGUGUUUCUUCAUUGUCUGUACGUAAUAAUGUGUUAAGCAACACGGUGUAUGUUGCAUACAUUACCCAUGAUGCAUUGCUGUUUAUUCACCCGUACAUUUCGCCUCACGUGAUCUGAUAAGACUGCGAGAGUAACAAUUAAGUCCGCCGACCAGCAAAACAUUGUAUUUAUUGAAAUCUACUUCUUUUUGUAGGCGUAUAAGACAGUUCCAUAAACUCGUUUAUUUAAGAAUAAUCGCGAGAAAGUAUGGAUAUUUUGGAUGCAUGAUGUGAAUAUUUAAAACU
Messenger RNA from Saccoglossus kowalevskii, 1655 nucleotides. RefSeq names its product transcriptional regulator ERG homolog. NCBI's taxonomy places the organism in Eukaryota, Metazoa, Hemichordata, Enteropneusta, Harrimaniidae. The record is from RefSeq and is a predicted model, not a curated record. Gene Ontology annotation, molecular function: DNA-binding transcription factor activity, RNA polymerase II-specific; sequence-specific DNA binding. Gene Ontology annotation, biological process: regulation of transcription by RNA polymerase II; cell differentiation. Gene Ontology annotation, cellular component: nucleus.